AUGAUCUUUAACAACUUUGACAUAUCUGCUCGAUUUUAUAGUUUCAAACAAGAUGUAAGCAACCACAUACAGCAAGGCAUCGCUACCACCGUUGAAGAGCAUGUGCAACACUUACUUGCUCUCUCCUCUAUAUUGUUGCUGAAGCCAGCGCGCACCCACAAAGAUUUGCACAAGCACAUUGAUCUCAACACAUGUGAUGCACUUUGCCAGCAUAUCAUUGAAAAACAUAAAAUAACUGAUCAGUCGUUUCCAUCUGAAAUCAAACUGCAACUCGAAAAAACCAUAAUGCAAUUGGAUGUGGACGAUGACCGAGAUAAAGCAUGCACGCGCCUAGCAGCAUCACGGCAAAUUUCUGCCCUGAUACAAGACGAUGAUGUCCUUAAUCCUGUCAACAGGAUUUUGGUGGAAAAGCUGCCACGCUGCAUCUUUGAAAAUGGGCCCAAGGAAACGGAACUGAUCACACGACAUUUGGAAGCGAUUCUCAGUCCUCUUUUCGAAGACUUGGAUAAUAACAUAGCAUUUCGAUGGACAUCUGUCAGUGAUGACGAAAAGUAA
Messenger RNA from Mucor velutinosus, 555 nucleotides. RefSeq names its product Eukaryotic translation initiation factor 3 subunit F (eIF3f). Bases 1 to 555 code for a protein of 184 amino acids. NCBI's taxonomy places the organism in Eukaryota, Fungi, Mucoromycota, Mucoromycetes, Mucorales, Mucoraceae. The transcript has 4 exons. The record is from RefSeq and is a predicted model, not a curated record.